UGCCACCCUGCAGUUGCUCCACGGCUCCUUCCCCCAAAUUCUUUGCCGGGCCUUCUCUCUUUUUCUUCUCAGCCACCUUUUCAGCGGCUCCGCGUAUACCUUCCAUCAACAAAGUAGUUCAUCUCUUUUGCAUGUUUUCGUGAUCUGCCCUUGCAAUUGGCAUCCCCCAACUCUUCGCCCUGUCUUUGUUGGUGCAAUUCGCCUUCACCUUCUUGUCGCUCCAAUCCGCAAUCGCCGCCCAUCUCGAACUCGACUCUUCUUCGCUCUAUCGGCAGCGCCCCCACACCGGAGCUCCAGCGUCCCCCAAGUGCUUGCCCCAGACAAUCCGCACUUUCCGCCUGCAGCCUCGGCGUCGUCGCUGCAUUUUUCAUCGCAAACCACCAAUCCGUGAGAAACUUUGGCUGCGAGCAUCACCGUUUCUGGCGACAGACAAUGGGCAAUACCUCUCUCCAAUAUCGCAAAUGCUAGUCUCCCACUUCCUGCUCCAAGACGUACAACCAGCAGAGCUCAACGGUUGCAUCGCACCUCGUCCGCUUCAUCGCUGACGCCCAUCCGACACGGUUGAGCCCUCUUCAAUUCCAACACCAACACUUUAAGCUCGUUGCUUGCUUAAUCGCCUAUAGCAACAUCUCCCUCUGGAAAUAUGCCCAGACAUGCAGCUCCGCAGACAGCCUCGCAGCCGAGUGUGAAGCGCCAGCGCCAGAUGUCCGCUGACGACGAUGUCCCUCCUACCACAGAUCAGGAUUCCAGCGCAGAUAUCGACUCGAGCAAAGGCGCUACAGGCGAUCCUAACGCCUCUUCUUCCACAGGAGGCGUUCCAGGUCAAAGUAGCAAUUUUCGCAGUGUCAGCGCCUGCAAUAGGUGCCGGCAGCGCAAGAAUCGAUGUGACCAGAAGUUGCCUAGUUGUGCCACCUGCGAGCGCGCUGGUGUCAACUGUGUUGGCUUCGAUCCGAUAACCAAAAACGAAGUUCCCCGCAGCUAUGUAUACUACCUCGAAACACGCGUUCAAGCGCUAGAGCAAUUGCUAUCUACCAACAACAUCUCAUACCCCGCAGCUCAAUAUCUAGGACUUUGUUCCAGGCCGACAUCAGAAACAGCGUCUGUUCCUUCAGUGGCCGCGAAUAAUGCCACAAGAAACCCCACGGGUCAACCGCUUGCUGUCAAUCACCAUGCAGUAGCGGCUAUCAAAUCUGACGGAAGUGAGAGAAGCCCUGCCAUGGUCAAUAUUGUUAGCUCUGCCAAACCUAGAUCUUUAGCAGCCGCAUCAGGAGUUUCUUUUGCCAGGGUUGUGCUUGCUGCUGUCCAACAUUCUGUGUCCGAUAAUGGGCAAGCAUUUGACCGCAGCCAAGGGGUAACAACCAUGCGCGAUUCAUUUUUCGGUCUUCAUACGAAACCAAACAUUCAACCUGCGCCAAUUCCCCGAAAGGCUGUCGCCUCUAAACUAAUCAGUCUAUAUUUCGAACAUGCCAAUCCGCAGAUUCCCAUUCUUCACCGCGUCGACUUUUUGCGAAUGUUUGAGCGAGCAUACGAAUCGGGAACUGACUCGCUCUCAGCACGAGAACUCUAUAUGCUCAACAUGGUCUUUGCCAUCGGUUCUGGUGUCAUCGUUGGCGAGCCUGUGAAGCCCUCGUUCAAUUCCAACGACAAAACACUGGCUCAGAUGAAGGAUGUGUCUACACCCGAAGAAUACCAUGCUAGUGCCAUUGUCCAUCUGGAGGCUUGUCUGAGCCAGAGCGGUGGUUACCUCGAGGUACUGCAAGCCAUUCUGCUGUUAGCCAACUUUGCCCUUCUGCGGCCAGUGCCUCCUGGUUUGUGGUAUAUUACUGGUGUGGCCGUUCGCCUUGCUGUGGAUCUUGGCCUGCACCACGAAGAAGGUGGUGACCUUGAUAUUGUCCAUCCCACUGGCGACCCCCAGCUCCCAGACGACGGUGCAGCACAAGGUCGUGGGCGCAGACUUUGGAUUCGCGACAUGCGCCGGCGGCUGUUCUGGUGCACGUAUUCCUUUGACAGGCUCGUCAGCACAUGUGUUGGUCGACCUUUUGGAAUCAGCGACCAAGUAAUCACAACCAGUUUACCAUCUCUUUUAGACGACAAAUACAUCUCCACCGACGGCUUCAUCGAUGCUCCGGCCGAUUCGAACCUUGUCAGCUACAAACGUGUAGCCCAUCACUACUUUCGUCUUCGUAUGCUGCAGUCAGAAAUUCUACAGGUUCUGCAGCACAAUCAUGCGCAAUCUGCACGCGAAGGCAAUGCGCCAGCAAUGUAUCCCGAGAUGCAUGGCAAUUUACCUUGUCCAUUUCUUUCCGAUAUUGACUCAUUUUACUCAUGGCGUGCUGGUAUGGAUGACCGCUUGCUCGCAUGGAAAGAGGCCGCGCCAUCUAGAGAAGAAACCGACGUCGCAUUUUCUACAGAGUUUCUGGAGCUCAACUACUGGCAGGCCAUCAUAAUGCUCUACAGACAAAGCCUGAGCGUCCCAGUCGAAUUCCGCGGCGAGUAUAACACAUCCAAUGAAGUCAAUAGCCCGUCAACAUACACAGCAGAGCCUAGGGAAGAUGAAGACCGCAUAUACAUGAAGAUUGCUGAGGCGGGUCAGAAGAUUCUGCGAAUCUACAGGAAGUUGCAUAUUGACGGCCUGGUCAGCUACACGUAUCUCUCAACACACCACCUAUUCAUGGCAGGUAUAUCCUACUUAUAUGCACUUUGGCACUCGCAGUAUGUGCGCAGCCGAUUUACAAUGGAUGAUGUGGACUUUACAGUCUUGGCUGCCAAAUCCGUACUUAAUGAUAUGAUUGACAAAUGCCCACCUGCCGAAACAUGCCGAGAUGCGUUCGAUCGAACAGCCAAAGCAACGAUCAAAAUGGCAAGUCGAAAUGGAGGCUUCCGAGUGCAUAAGACCAAGCCUCGGAAGCAAAGAGGACGAGCCGCUACCUCAGGUUCACUGGAUCUAUCCAACAGUGCUUCUUUGGCUCUUAACAUGACGAAUACAGCAGGUGGUGAUGCGGCAGCUGACUCACAAACCCAAAAGUUCACAUUUUCCGACUUCUCCAACACAGAUAAUCUGUCCUCGCCAGGGUUAUCAACUGCUGGGGAUAUCUCAAAUGGUGGAACCCCGCCUAUGAGCGGAACAAAUGAUGCCUUCAGAAGACCAUCAGGCAUCAGCCCCGGCGAUUUAUCGGGAAGCCAAGACGCAACCAGUAUGAAUCAGUCACACACUUCUUCUCCGGCGUUGGUUCGUGCCAUGACGGGACAGGCUGGCGAUGGCUUCUCAAAUCAGCCCUUUAGUGCUCAAGGUCUGCUCGAUAAUGCUGACGGCAGUCUGGAUUUGCUGCAAAAUAUGGGGGCCGGAUCAAAUGGAGACUUUGGUACCUUGGAUCCUAUGGAUCUAGGCUACGGUAUGCCAUGGGAUGGUGUUAACAACGACUUUACGGACGGGUCAUCUACGUUUAACCCAUUUGGGCCGUUCUUUUUCGGUGGGCCACCGAAUGGAAACGUAUAGACAUGUUGUGUCGCAUAUCAGCCCGCUUUUUACGCAUUAUAGAGCUGGCAGGUCGACGAUUACUUUGGAUAGAUUGACAUGUGUUUUGUAAAAGUCUGUAUCUGGUGUAUAUAUGUUGAUGGAAGGGAAGGAUAUGAAUGAAUGUAGGGAAGUGCUCCCUUUGUAAUGACUAGCUUGUAUCGCUAUGCGUUUCAAUAUACCCCAUUUUGUAUUGCAAAUGACCAGUUUCGAGUCGUCAAAGAAUUCGCAUUGUAGAGUGUUGUAAAUGCUUUGCAUUAUGUUCCUACUUUUCAUUCUAAAUUCAUUGUCAAAUACUAAAAGAAAUAGAUUCUCAACCUUGACGUUAAGUCGUCGACAUUUUUCGCUAAACGCCCAUAUACCUCGUAACUCCAAUAAAUGUCGGUUGCCCCUAAAUUAUAUAUAAUGUUGCUUUGCAAUGUGAAUACAACCAAAAUGAAACGAAAAAACGGAAGAAGAAGAUGGUCGAUGAUUAUGACCAGCUUAGAAGUUGUAAAUCUCCAACUACCCUCUGCUAUAGCGUCUGCUAUCUCUUCUAGAGCCGCGAUCCGAGUCUCUGUAUCGACGAUCGUCGCUGUGUCGACUCGAGCUCUCGCGUCGGCUGUGUCGUCGUGGCGGGUCAUUCUCUUCAAUAACCACCACCUCAUCAUCAUCGGAUUCUUCAAUAACACGUGGGGGUGGGCGGGAUGAGCGGCUCGGGCCGGGAACUAGCACGACUGGUGGUUCCGUUCGGCGAGUAGUUUUGGUGGUGCGGACUUCGUACAUUUCGGUAUCGCCGCUCACUGUAGAGGCAGGCUUGUAUCGACUUUUGCCCUCUCGUAGAAUGCUUCGUGUACGUCGACUGAGUACGCUAGAGUGAAACGACGACGACACCGUAGUGACAUCAUCUGAGGAUGACGAAAACAACGUUAUAGGUGCCCAUCCUAGACAUGAAUAGAGGAGAGCGAGACAUAGCAAGAAGCCUCCGACGCAUGCCAAAACAAUGCCAACAACAACGCCCGGUUGAGGCGAGCUAUAUUGAGAAGAGUAUGUCGCAGGUAUUACGACAGUGUCGCGAGGGAAUAUCGCAGGCAUAGCGCUGAAUAAUGUGUAAUUGUAUGGAAUAUUGUCGUGUUGCGCUUUGAAGCUGGUACCGUGGUGGUCUGCAACACGGCAGCUGUAAGUUGAGAAGCGGUGAAGUUGGUGCUUGGUCAAAGGAGGAUAGUAUCGAGCAUUAUAGUUAUAGUUGACGUAUUUAAGUAGAGGUUUGAAAACAAUGAGAGAUAUUGGAAUCGAGUCGAGAGCAAUUAUUGCCUGCGCUGUUGCUAGCUCGGGUCUGCUAGUGGCGGGUAAUGGUGACGACAGUCGUGUGUUUGCGCAGUCGUAGUGGAUUCGAGGAUAAGUAGCUGAGGAGAGGAAGGCACAAGCUGGUGCUGAAGAAUGGUGGAAUCGGAGAGAGAAUGCGAUUCGAGUUAAUGAGCGUAAAUAGCAGAGACUUGUCGUCUUGGAAGGGAAAAAAAAAAUAUGUUUAUGCAGGAUGAAGGGGUAGCUGUGGUGACACUGGCGGCUGUCGAUGUGGCUGCUGCCGGCAGUGUGGCGGGAUUCUCAUUGUUCACCAGCCACGCCAAUUUUCUGGCAGCUGGCAAAC
[Torrubiella] hemipterigena is the source of this 5141-nucleotide messenger RNA. The record is from the annotation of a GenBank genome assembly. NCBI's taxonomy places the organism in Eukaryota, Fungi, Ascomycota, Sordariomycetes, Hypocreales, Clavicipitaceae.